AAAUAAGUGUGUAGUGCUUCUUACAGCAGAGCAGAAGUAGUCAAACUAUCAUGGAAGACGAAUCGUUACAAGCAACUACAGAUGAGACGAAGGGGAAUGCCAAUAUUUCCAAAGACUCCAUAGAGUACAGGCUGCUUCUGGCUUACACACAGAAAAAAGGAACUGCACACAUUCUGAUCCCUGAGAAAAAUGGUGUGGAGAAGGCAAAGGACAUUUCGACUAAAGAACCACAGAACCGUCCUAAAUCAAAGAAAAAGAGAAAACUCAAAUUUUGGAAGUUAAUCAGUUGUGUUCGGCCAGCAAAAAAUGACGACAUUCCGGAGGAAGAAAACCAGAGGCGGUGUGCAGCUGCUGACUCAUGUUCAGAUGAAGACCAUGUGGAAGACGUUGUAGAAGCACUGACUAAGAUUACUGAUACGUUUGAUUUAAUCUCUGAUGGCAUAGAAACUGAUAGUGAUGAUAUUGUAGAGAAAAUAGUUCAAAUACUUCGGGAAGAAGGAGACAAACUUAAUGCGAAGAUUGAGAGUGACAAAGCCUUAAAGAAAGAGCUGCAAGCCUCAAUGUCAUACAUCCUCUUUGAAUGCGUGAUCCAGACAUUCACAGGGAGACUGAGCCCAGAAGUGCGUUCACCUGCACAGAGCCCAAAGAAGAAUGAGAUCGCCCUCACAUGUGAAGUGAUCAGUCGUCUGAACGCCUUGGACAGUCACCCCAUGAACCGAGUGCUGGGCUUCGGGGCCAAAUAUAUGCAUGACUAUUUCAGCCCCUGGGUCAAUGCCCAUGGAGGAUAUGAAAAAGUUUUUGACAGUGAUGAUACAGAGGAGGAGGUUCAGUGAACAAAGACUAUUAUUGUUUUCCCUGUAAAAGUCUUUCUAAUCAGUUAUUGGAUUAUUUCUCAGGUUUACAAUUAAGUUUACUUCAAGGAAAUUUGCACAUACAGGGUGACAAUGCUGCUAAGGAAUGAGUGUAUUAGUUUAAUAUUGAUCAAUGUUUUUUUGUGAUUUUCCAAAAAUGCCUUGUUCUUGGUCUUAACAAUAGAGAAUUAUUAUUCUUAUGUAUAUAUUAUAAUUGUACUGUACAUAUAUUAAGGACUAUUUUUGUAUUUUUAAUUAAUAAAUAAUAAAAUCUU
This is a messenger RNA of Trichomycterus rosablanca, 1126 nucleotides long. RefSeq lists its product as uncharacterized. The coding region runs from base 51 to 833 and encodes 260 amino acids. The transcript has 6 exons. Gene Ontology annotation, biological process: regulation of extrinsic apoptotic signaling pathway. NCBI's taxonomy places the organism in Eukaryota, Metazoa, Chordata, Actinopteri, Siluriformes, Trichomycteridae. The record is from RefSeq and is a predicted model, not a curated record.